AAAAAGCAUGGACGACGACCGCGACGUCGUCCAGUCCGGCGCGAUCUUCCGCAUGAAGCAAGCGGACCUCCGCUGGCGGAGCCCGAUGCCCAUGAGCAUGCUCAAGAAGAGCUCGAUAGGCGCGGACCGCGAGCUGCCUCCGGCGACGCCCACCAAGGCCCAGGCGAGCGCCGGCAGCUCGACACCGCGGAGCGCGUUCGACUCGCUGUGCCUGCGCAGCCCGCUGCCCAAGGUACUGCUGCAGAAGCUACAGGGCUCAGCGCAGAAGGCCGGUGCGACCAAGUCGCCGUUUGCAUCCACGAUAAAGACACCACCAACGCAGAAGAAGAUUAAGCUCGUCUUCAAGCCCGCGUCGGCGAUGAAGCUGACGCCAAGCGAAGCCAAGCCAGUGGCGCACUCAAGCACGAUGGUCGAUCCAAAGUACGAGACACCGACCAAGGCGAUGCGGCCAUCGGUGCAGACUUCGGUCGAGACAAAGACGCUGAUAAAGGACAGUACACCGCUCGGCCUCUCGGACCAAUUGGCGCUUCUGCAGCGCCAGAAGCUACAGAAGAAUGGCACGACGUCGACCGUCAAGCCUGUCGCAGCUGCAGCGUCCAUGCCAUCGACAACGAUCGAGUUCUUCACCACGCCCGAGAAGACCAAGACGCGCGAUGCAACGCCAAGCCCGGCACAAGCUGCGGCCUCGCAUGCGGUUGCCGAAGCGAUGGCGGCGGUGCCAAUGACGCCUGUGCCAAUGACGCCGGCAAAGCCAGACGAAGGACCGACCAACUCAUUCUUGUCGCCGCCGACGGCGCAGCGACGUCGCACCGCGGUCCGCAAAGCGCACGCUGCUCGUGUCGCCAGCGAGCGAAGCGAGAACGUUGCCAGCGCCACUCACUCUCAAGGCCGCGACGCCAAUGAAGCCCAAGACGCCACCAGCAAAGGCGAAGGCGCCAAUGACCAAGCCGCCGCGGACCCGGCCAAGCCCAAGACGCCCAAGCCAAAGACGCCCAAGCCAAAGACACUGAAGAUAGCACCGCGUCUACCAACACCGGUUCGCAUAGCGCAUCCCUUGACACCUCUCGAGGCGAUCCAAGAACCAACGCUUCUGCUUCCACGGCCCAAGACCCCGAAAAAAGGGACGAAAUCGAGUGCACCCACGCCGCCUGCUUCGACACCGACCGACAAGAGUGCAACGGCGCUCGGUCCGUCAUUGCCUCUGUCGCGCCAGCCGACGCCGGUUAAGUCGACGACCAAAGGACCGACGCCGCGCCGUAUGAGCUCGGUUGUUGAGCCGGAGCAACCGCCGGUGGAGCGUGACGACGAAGACGCCGCUUUCGAGUUUGGCGGCGGCAGUGCUGCGUCGUCCGAGGUCGAGGCGCUGCCGACACCACCGAAGAAGCCUGCGCCGAUUACAGUGGCCACACCUUCUGUGGCCAAGGCGACGCCGACAAGCUCGCGCAAACGACUCAAACGACCCGACGCGCGGGCUGGGGUCGCUGCCGCGGAGGCGAGCGACGACGAUUUGCCCAUGUUGGCCACCUCGAGCCCGGAGCGUACUGCGGAGGAGAGUGCUGAAGAGGUCGUCGAGCAUUUCCAGAUCAAAGACAGACGUGUCGAGCCGUUGGCCGUUGGUCAAGCACUUUACCUUCCAAAGCGUGGUGACGAGAACGAUGACGAGGAUGAUGACGAGGACAAGGACGACGACGACGGCGCGUCACGCCGCAUCAGCGACGAGUUUGCCAAGGAAAUGCGCGGUCUCAACGAGAGCGACCUCGUGGUCGACGACAAGACUGUCGAGCUGCACAAGUGGAGCGUCGUGUGGCCGCCCCGCAUGAAGAGCGCGACCAAUAUCAUUCUCACCGUGCGCGGGUGCAACGGCAGCAAGGACGGGCCCGUGACCAGUGUCGUGUACAAGUCGUACCAGUCGCCGCGGCACUUUUUGUCGACGGCCGACGACGAAGUGCAUUUGGUCGGCACCAUGGCCACCAAGUCGGUGCCGAUCCCGUCCGUUCGCGCGUUCUUCAAAGCGGGCAUCCCGCGCAUGUGGCGCGCCAAAGUGCCAAGUCUUCUCGUCGCCUCGUACGUUAUCGCAUCUUCCGAUGGCACGUGGAAGAAAUAG
Molecule: messenger RNA, 2104 nt
Organism: Saprolegnia parasitica CBS 223.65
Lineage: Eukaryota; Oomycota; Saprolegniomycetes; Saprolegniales; Saprolegniaceae
Exons: 9
Coding region: 8-2104 (698 amino acids)
Source: RefSeq, a predicted model, not a curated record